Molecule: messenger RNA, 1056 nt
Organism: Morchella importuna
Lineage: Eukaryota; Fungi; Ascomycota; Pezizomycetes; Pezizales; Morchellaceae
Exons: 5
Coding region: 1-1056 (351 amino acids)
Biological process (GO): protein phosphorylation; intracellular signal transduction
Cellular component (GO): cytoplasm; nucleus
Molecular function (GO): ATP binding; MAP kinase activity
Source: RefSeq, a predicted model, not a curated record
AUGUCUCGGCACACUUCUUCCUCACGGAAGAUCUCUUUCAACGUCAGCGACCAAUACGAGAUCCAGGAUGUUGUUGGUGAAGGUGCAUAUGGAGUUGUUUGCUCGGCGCUUCACAAACCAUCAGGACAAAAGGUUGCUAUCAAGAAAAUCACACCAUUUGACCAUAGCAUGUUCUGUCUGAGAACACUCCGUGAGAUGAAGCUCUUGAGGUAUUUCAAUCACGAGAACAUCAUCAGUAUUCUCGAUAUCCAGAAGCCAAGGAAUUACGACAGCUUCACUGAGGUUUAUCUCAUCCAAGAGCUUAUGGAGACCGACAUGCACCGUGUAAUCCGUACUCAAGAUCUCUCGGACGACCAUUGCCAGUAUUUCAUCUACCAAACUCUUCGUGCACUAAAAGCUAUGCACUCGGCGAACGUCCUUCAUCGUGAUCUUAAGCCAUCAAACUUGCUUCUCAACGCCAACUGCGAUUUGAAAGUCUGCGAUUUUGGUCUUGCAAGAUCUGCCGCAAGCACCGAGGAUAACUCUGGUUUCAUGACGGAAUAUGUUGCUACUAGAUGGUACAGAGCUCCGGAAAUUAUGUUGACCUUCAAAGAGUACACAAAGGCGAUUGAUGUGUGGAGUGUGGGCUGUAUCUUGGCUGAAAUGUUGAGUGGAAAACCGUUGUUCCCUGGCAAAGAUUAUCACCACCAGCUUACCCUCAUUCUGGAUGUCCUUGGUACCCCAACAAUGGAAGACUAUUACGGUAUCAAGUCUCGCCGUGCUCGUGAAUAUAUCCGCUCGCUUCCGUUUAAGAAGAGAAUCCCGUUCUCUGCAAUGUUCCCCAAGACCUCACCCCAGGCUCUCGAUCUUCUUGAGAAGCUACUUGCGUUCAAUCCGGCUAAGCGUAUCACGGUUGAGGAUGCGCUCAAGCAUCCAUACCUUGAGCCUUACCAUGACCCCGAGGAUGAGCCAACUGCACCCCCAAUCCCGGACGAGUUCUUCGACUUUGACAGGAGAAAGGACGAGUUGAGCAAAGAACAACUGAAAACACUUAUAUUCGAGGAAAUUAUGCGAUAA